AAUUUCCAAUAUGGCGGCUGUAUUGAACAAUUAUUCUGGGAAAUUGCCUCUUUUUAUUCGGCCGUUGUAGUUAUUUUGAAAUAGUGGAUCAUAGCGACAGUGUCUCCCGUAUCUGGUGUUUAGAAGGUUGCCUUCCAUGUAGUGGUUCUUAGAUCAAAAGGAUUUUAUUAAGUAUGGCUGAUGCACCAGAGAAACAAGGAGAGCCCAUAGUUCCUGGUUUUGAUUUGAAGCAGUUAGAAAACAUUAUCGUGGAAAUUCCUGGGAGAGCCUAUGAAGGGGGAAAGAAAAAUAAAAGGAAACGGUCUGUGAAAACAAAAGAUGCAACUUUAGCCUUGAAUGGACCGGAAGAACAAAAUCACCAAGAAAAACCUGAUAACAGAAGGAAACGAUCUGGUAGCGGUCGGCCAAGACAAAGCCCUACUGGUAACCAGGAGCGUACUGCUGUUGUAAAACCUGGCGCAACAAGUGAAGAGAGUCAAGAGACUUCAACGUCUGUCAAGAGUCAAGAGACUUCAACAUCUGUCAAAAGUCCUAGUUUGUCUAGCGAGCAACCAACUCACGUUAAAGAUAAUAGAAAGAAAGCUGCCAAGAAGAAGAAGUCACGUGAAACGUUGAGUAAUGACUCCUCUGAUGCCGCCUCGGCCAGGGGAAAGGAUAAUAUUCAGUUGAAAAAGAAGGAUUUUCCUGAAGUGACUUUCGGGAAGACUCCCAAAGAGAUAAUUGGUGAAUUGAAUGAGGAGGAGCCUGGGGAGGAACUUCUAAGUAUAUUCGCAAAAGACCACAUGUAUCCCCUGAAAGAGAAAUCUUCCAAGUUUCCACUUGCCAAAUACCACUGCCAAGCCUGUGACUAUCAUUGUGACACUGUUGUUGUUUGCCAAAGACAUGUCAAGGAUAAAAAACACAAGAGAAUGGUUCUGGCAUUAGAAGAAGAAGAAGCGCUUCGUAAUUUGCCACCGUUAAGCAAAGUUCAUAUAAAGGUUUUGGAUGCAUUAUUACUAAACAUUAUUGAACAACAAGGGUUAACAGCUCAGGAAAUUGAAACACGAUAUAAUAUUGUGAAGAAUUUGAAUGCAGUUAUCAGUGCUGAUAUUAAAGGAUGCCAAUUCCAUCUGUUUGGCUCUUCAUCAAAUGGCUUUGCUUUAAGACAUAGCGAUGUUAAUAUUGAUAUAGAAAUUGAGAAAGGAAUUCAGACGUCGAAAGUACUACUGCAACUGCUUGACAUACUCAAGAAAAGUUAUAGCUAUAGUAAAGUUGUUAGUCAUUUCACUGUCAAAAUCCCAUCGAUACACUUUGUGGAUAAAAAAAGCGGCUUGCGAUGCAUUAUUACGUAUGUUGAAACUGACGCCAGUCGUCAGACUUCACGGUUGUUGUCCUUGUAUUGCGAGAUCGAUCCCCGUGUGAGGACUCUCGGCAUAGUGCUACGUUACUGGGGAAAGCUAUGUCACAUUGACAAACAAGACAUGGGUAGUCUACCAUCGCACGCGUUUCCCCUUAUGGUCAUAUAUUACUUACAACAAUGUCAACCACCAGUACUUCCCGUCCUACAUUCCCUCAUUUCCAAAGGUGAAACUGAACGAAGUAAAUUACUUGGUAAUGACAGCAUGUAUAGUUACUUUGAUGAUCUCAGUCAGCUAAGUAAUGUCUGGAAGUGUAAAAAUGAGAGCAGUGUUGGUGUGCUGUGGGUUGGGCUAUUUAGAUUUUAUGCAUUGGAAUUCAACAUGAAUGACAUUGUGGUCUGUAUAAAGCAAUCCACACCCAUGGCGAAGGAGUUGAAGAAAUGGAGUACAAAGAAGAUCACCAUAGAAGAUCCAUUCAUGCCGAAGCGAAACCUAGCACGUUGCGUGAACAGUCAGUUAGUCUUUGAAUACAUACAAGACCGACUGAGAGAUGCCCUCAGGUUCUUCAGUUUACCACCUACCACAACUAGCAAUAAACAAUCAUCAGCUAAGGCCAAACGUAGCCGGCCACAACCAGCUUCUAAUGCUAGUCAUAAAACGCAUCAACCUAUUGACACUACUUCCGCCGAUGUAAAUAACACAUUAUUACCAGAUACAUUUACCAAGCCCGGUGCUACAGACCAAGUCAACACAGCUGCCAUCAAUGAUGAUAGUGCUAUACUACACUGCAUAAUGUCGUCACAAACCUGGGACAGUUCUGUAAACAAUGUGAUAACUGAUAAGCCAUGCACUACGUUAGAAAAUACUUCGACGCCGCAUGAUGCGGUCGUCGUCACCACCAGCCUUGCCAACUCAGGGGAUGACUCUCAGAUACCAGAACUUAAACAGAAUUUAGAGUCUCUGCGAAUAGACUCGGUGCCAUUAAACUGUCCUGUGACGACAGAAGAGAAUAACGUUGAUAUUGUUCAUGAGGAACAUAGUAUAAGCACUUCCAAUGUGCAGUCAAGAGAUCAUAGUGAUGGCAACUAUGUUGAUGUGGACGUCGUUGUUGAUGCAGACCUUGUUGAGGAGGUGGAAGAGGAAGAGGUUGAUUCACCGAAGGAAGUUAUUCUCUCACUUCUAAAUGAAGUUCUGGAUGAAACUUUCGAAGAACUUGAAGGUGAUCUUGGAGAAGAGGAGAUGGAAGAUGAUAAGAUGGAGGAGACGAGGCGAGUGUCCUCCAAGGAAGAGCUCGAUGAGGAUGAUUGGGACGAUGUCUCCGCCGAUGACGAAAAGUCUGCGAGCGAACUAGAAGAGGAGAAAACAAGGGAUGUGUUUGUAUUGAUAGAGGAUGAGACGGGUGCCAAGUUGAGAUUGGGUUUUAAUCAGAUUGCCUUGACUGGCGGUGGAAAGAUACCCACUGUUGUGUGUAAUGAGUGCAAAAGAGAAGGACAUAUGAAAGAUGACUGUCCAGAUGAUAAGACUCCUGUUUUACAAGCUUUACCCAGGAUGAUGCCAGACUUUAUACUAAGACUUAACAAACUGUGCUUAGAAAUGCCUGGUACACAUGCACCAAGUGACAGAGAAGUACAGAACAGAAACAACGUUCUAAGAGACCUGGAACGAUACAUCAGGACACAAUUUGAUGAUGACGCACAGUUAUGUUUGUUUGGUUCGUCUAUUAACUGUUUUGGAUUCAAGCAAAGCGAUCUAGAUAUCUGUAUGACGUUUCGUGGUGUAGACACUACAGAGGAUUUAGAAACUCCAGUACCGGAAAUAAUUGAGAGCUUGGCAGCAAAACUGAAAAGAUAUAAUGCAGUGUACAAUGUGAUACCCAUACCGACAGCCAAAGUACCAAUCGUAAAGUUUGUACAUCGGAGGACUCAACUAGAAGCCGAUAUAAGUCUUUAUAACACACUCGCGCAGCACAAUACGCGCAUGUUAGCGGCAUAUGCUAAUAUUGAUGUCAGGGUUCAACAACUGGGUUACACCAUCAAAGUCUUUGCUAAGAGGUGUGAUAUCGGCGAUGCAAGUAGGGGUAGUCUAUCGUCCUAUGCUUAUAUAUUAAUGAUGUUAUAUUUUUUACAACAAAGGAAACCUCCAGUUAUACCAGUCUUACAGGAGUUGUACAAAGGCGAGACCAAACCAGAGACGUUGGUUGAUGGUUGUAAUGCAUGGUUUUAUGACGAUAUAAAGAAUUUAAAUAAAGUGUGGCCGGAAUAUGGUACAAACACCGAGUCUGUUGGCGAACUCUGGAUUGGACUGCUCAGGUUUUAUACAGAGGAAUUUAAAUUCAAGGAGCAUGUGAUCAGCAUUAGACAGAAACAACUGUUGACGCGGUUUGAAAAGAUGUGGACGUCAAAGUGUCUGGCUAUUGAGGAUCCAUUUGAUCUGAGUCAUAAUCUAGGUGCAGGGGUAUCUAGGAAAAUGAACACUUACAUCAUGAGUGCAUUUCAGAGAGGAAGAACUAGAUUUGGUACUCCGGUUAAAGAGUUCCAUAGUGACUGGGAUUAUUUCUUUGAUAUUCGCUACCUGACCAAUGGUACUGGACCACCUAAUGACCGGGGAUGUAGAAUAUGUGGUAAGAUUGGACAUUAUAUGAAAGAUUGUCCCAGGAGGCGGAAGAAGAGUGGUGAGAGAAAAGAAAAUGAAAGUAACAGGGAUGACGUUGAUGGAGAUACAAGAGAUGACAGUAAAUCUGAACAAAAGAAAGUGAUGGAAAAACAGCGAAACCGCUCAGGACACAUGAAGCAUUCCCAACAACAGCAACAGCAGUAUCAUCAUCAUCAGCGUGUGCAACAACCAAACAAAGGCCAGGGGAGACAACAAAGUGAUAAUCAGUACACGGGCGUGUCACUGUUCCAGAAUUUACCAUACAGACCUACCCGUCAUCAGUCUGGCGGUAACGAAGGUUACCAAUAUAUGUACACUCAGAGUGCUCCGCAAAGUAUACCGCAGCCGCUUUACUACGCAAAUAGUACUCGUAACGACAGGUAUGACGAUAGCAGUGUAAGUCCUCCUGCCAUGUCUAUUUCACCACAUUCUCCAGGGAGAGGUCAACAACAGCCGCAGUAUAUACUACAUGCCCAACCCACUACACCACCUUUCAGUACAGGCAAUAACCAAGCCUUUGAAGACUCUCCAAGACAUUACGAUAGACAGAGGUCAUACAACGGUGGCAGAACCCCUGGAAGGCAAGGAUAUCCACGUCACUUUGCCUGGGAUGAGAGUCAGACGUAUGUGUCCCCCCAUCCUGCGCGUGGAUAUCAACAGUAUAGAUCCAAUAAUACUGGACAGAACAGAAGUAGUUCGCAUUAUGGUCGGGGUGGAGGUGGAAGCAGUGGCGGUGGUGGAAGCGGUGGCGGAAGAGGGAAUCAGUAUUUUAACCAAUCCAAGAGAUUCUGAAAGUCUUUUAUUUUCACAUUUUGAAAAGAGGUAAUAUUAGAAUAGAACUUUUGUAAUAUAUAUUUCGACUGUACUAAAAUAUAAGUAAGGGGGAGGGAGGUUCUUGUCG
Saccoglossus kowalevskii is the source of this 4890-nucleotide messenger RNA. RefSeq names its product terminal uridylyltransferase 4-like. The record is from RefSeq and is a predicted model, not a curated record. Gene Ontology annotation, molecular function: RNA uridylyltransferase activity; nucleic acid binding; zinc ion binding. Lineage: Eukaryota; Metazoa; Hemichordata; Enteropneusta; Harrimaniidae.